Molecule: messenger RNA, 2398 nt
Organism: Terrapene triunguis (Three-toed box turtle)
Lineage: Eukaryota; Metazoa; Chordata; Testudines; Emydidae
Gene: ADAM11
Product: ADAM metallopeptidase domain 11
Exons: 21
Coding region: 263-2368 (701 amino acids)
Biological process (GO): proteolysis
Molecular function (GO): metalloendopeptidase activity
Source: RefSeq, a predicted model, not a curated record
GCAGCCUCUGGGCACUGCAGCCUAGAACCCCCUGCCCCAGUUGCUUCUCCUGUCCCACACCCUCCAUCUGUGCUGGCUUUCAAAGGGCCAUUUUCUCCCUUCCUCCUCAUCAGGCAAAGGAAAGCAAAGGAAGAGUGCGCCCGCCUCUCAAUGCGAAGCCACAAGAGGAAGAAAGGGCACGAAGGUCUCUCUCCCGAGCAGCGUGAGCCCAGCCGGGGCAGAUCCCAGCACACGCUGAGCCUAGGGGGAUUAUGAGGCAAACAUGAGCCUCCUGCAGAAGUGGGUGUUAGCAGCUUUCAUCUCCCUCGUGCCUCAGUCAGGUCGCGCUAAGGCGGAGACGCAGCCUGGUGCUUUGCAGGGGAGGUUUCCCAGCCCCAGAUGGGACACAAGGCCGGUUGCUUCAGAAAUCACCCACCCCAGCAGGUUAGUGGGGCAGAGCGCGGGAGGAGAAGUCCAGAAGCAUCAGCUGGACACCAGGGUCAGGAAUGCGCCUCGAGGAGGAGGCAGCCCUGACAUUGUGAUCCUGUGCAAAAAGAGAGGGUUACGCAUUGGGAAGUUCACCAAGGCCCAGUUAAUCGUGCAGCUGGAGGACGAGGACCGUUCUAAGGAGCAGAUUCCUGACCCAGACGGGGUUACAAGAGGAUCUGGGAGCAGCUGGAGCACAGCCCAGCGGGUUCCCUUGGUCCCGCGCUCCCGCUCACGUCUCUCUCUGCGUCCCCAGGUGCGGCGAGCCCAGCACACCGUGCACAGCGAGACCAAGUACAUCGAGCUGGUGGUGGUCAACGACCAUCAGCUGUUCGAACAGAUGCGCCGGUCUGUGGUCCUCACCAGCAACUUUGCCAAGUCCGUGGUGAACCUGGCGGACAUGAUAUACAAGGAGCAGCUGAACACGCGCGUCGUGCUGGUGGCCAUGGAAACGUGGGCCUCCGAGGACAAGAUCCACGUGGGGGAGGAUUCGCUGCAGACGCUGAGCGACUUCAUGAGAUACCGGACGGAGGCGCUGCCGGAGCAGAGCGAUGCUGUUCACCUCUUCUCCGGGAGGACGUUCCAGAGCAGCCGCAGCGGGACUGCCUACGUGGGAGGGAUCUGCUCCCUCACCCGGGGUGGGGGUGUCAAUGAGUACGGGAACGUUGGCGCCAUGGCGGUGACUCUGGCUCAGACCCUCGGGCAGAACGUCGGCAUGAUGUGGAACAAGCAGCGGCGCGCCGCAGGGGACUGCCGGUGUCCAGAUUCCUGGCUGGGCUGCAUCAUGGAAGACACGGGGUAUUACCUCCCGCGCAAGUUCUCCUGUUGCAGCAUCGAGGAGUACAGUCAGUUCCUGCAGGAGGGUGGGGGCAGCUGCCUCUUUAACAAACCCUUAAAGCUGCUGGACCCCCCAGAGUGCGGCAAUGGCUUUGUGCAGGCCGGAGAGGAAUGUGACUGCGGCUCGCUUGCGGAGUGUGCAAAGGGCGGUGGCAACUGCUGCAAGAAAUGCACCCUGACCCACGAUGCCAUGUGCAGCGACGGGCUCUGCUGCAAAGGCUGCCAGUACGAGCCGCGGGGCACACCGUGUCGGGAAGCCGUCAAUGAGUGCGACAUCCCGGAGAGCUGCACUGGGGACUCCAGCCAGUGCCCACCCAACCUGCAGAAGCUGGACGGCUACUUCUGCGACCACGAGCAGGGCCGGUGCUAUGGGGGCAGGUGCAAAACCAGGGACAGACAGUGCAAUGCACUCUGGGGGCGUGCGGCUGCCGACAGGUUCUGCUACGAGAAGCUGAACGUGGAAGGGACCGAGAGAGGGAACUGUGGGCGCGAGGGCCCAGCCUGGGUGCAGUGCAGCAAACAAGACGUCCUGUGCGGCUACCUGCUGUGCAGCAACAUCACGGGCGUGCCGCGGCUGGGCGAGCUCAGCGGGGAGAUCACCACGAUGACCUUCUACCACCAGAACAGAUACGUCGACUGCAGAGGUGGGCACGUCCAGCUGGUGGACGGCUCGGACCUGAGCUACGUGGAGGAUGGCACGCCCUGCGGCCCCAGCAUGCUGUGUCUUGACCACAAAUGCCUUCCCACAGCAGCCUUCAAUUUCAGCGCCUGCCCUAGCAGCUGGGACGGGAUGAUCUGCUUUGACCAUGGGGUCUGCAGCAACGAGGGCAAGUGCAUCUGCCAGGCGGACUGGACGGGGAAGGACUGCAGCGUCUACGACCCCAUCCCGGAGCCCAGGCCCACCGGCGAAACCGAGAGAUACAAGGGUCCCAGCGGCACCAACAUCAUCAUCGGCUCCAUUGCGGGCGCCGUGCUGGUGGCGGCCAUUGUCCUGGGGGGAACUGGCUGGGGAUUUAAGAACAUCCGGAGAGGAAGGUAUGACCCGGCUCAGCCGGGGCUGGGCUAGCCCCCAUCACUCAUCUGUCACCCAUCACCA